Molecule: messenger RNA, 1083 nt
Organism: Colletotrichum lupini
Lineage: Eukaryota; Fungi; Ascomycota; Sordariomycetes; Glomerellales; Glomerellaceae
Exons: 9
Coding region: 1-1083 (360 amino acids)
Source: RefSeq, a predicted model, not a curated record
AUGCGCACACGCGCGCACAUUGAAACGAGCGGCGAACUGGAGACACCAGACCUGCGCGUCCGGAAAAAGACCAUUCUUUUUUGUCAUGAUCACAACGAUCUCCGUGCUUUUCCAGCGGAAACCCCAAAGAACGGCCAGUGGAGGGAGGCCUCAUUGAGGCAGGUUGAGCCUGAUUGUUUGAUUGAUUUGACACUUGACAAGUUCGGGGACGCGGAGUUCAAACGGGUCAGGGCCUCGGGGAGUCGGCGCCGCAAGCUGGAUGGAUAUCGCGGAAUGGAUAUAGCCGUGCUAGUUACUCCCCGCUUGCCUGAGGUGAGCAAUUACGAGAUAACAUCUGGCGUCUGGUAUGACUGCAAAUGGCUUCGUCCGCAUUGCUCCGGCGUUGCUUUUCUUGAGACAUCCCACCGCAGUGUGGACACUCUCGUGAUAUUGAAUGUCUUACAACACACUCGUUCAGGAGAACCAGGAGAUUGGGUACGUUACCUCGAGGGAGGCACGACAGCCAAUGAACUGUUCGGCACCCGACGGCCCCCGGAGUUCUUAGUUUUCGACUGCGACACUGUGCCUCAGCCAGGACUUAUGUGGCAAACUCCAAUCUUCAGACAUGACAGUUCGUUUGAGUCGGGGAGAAGCUUAGACAACCAGCGGGUGAUGGGUCUGGAGAGGCCGAAUGCAUCGGCUUCUACCGCUUUGUUUGAGAAUUGCAAAACAAACGUAGCUGUCGAGUCAAUCUUUGCAGAGCGCGGAACCGAGGGGAGGAUGCAGUCUGCCGGCCGAGCAUCGCCGAUUCUGCACGAGACAGGUCGGCGGCGGUCUGGGAGUCGCUCAUCACGAGGUCUCGACUCGGCGCCGCGUCGCAUGAAGAAAGCAUACGAGCGUAAAUCGUGGUGGGUAGCCAUGCUCAAGCCUUUGACGCCAGCUCGAGAAUAUCGAGCUUGCAAAGAGUACGACUUCAAGACGCAAGCAGGUAGAUUGUGCGGCACCGCGGGCAUCCGGGACAUGAUGCGCCAUUCGUGUACGACCAAAGUCUCCCGUUCCACCGGUACCAGAGGCGACGCUAGAUCUGUGGCAGGAGGUCUCUAA